Molecule: messenger RNA, 3039 nt
Organism: Puntigrus tetrazona (Sumatra barb)
Lineage: Eukaryota; Metazoa; Chordata; Actinopteri; Cypriniformes; Cyprinidae
Gene: znf408
Product: zinc finger protein 408
Exons: 5
Coding region: 100-2418 (772 amino acids)
Cellular component (GO): nucleus
Source: RefSeq, a predicted model, not a curated record
GUCGACGCACCGGUGGCUGGCGAACGAUAAUUUUCCCGGAGUUUUGGAUGGAUAAACAAGACCGUCGUGUGGCCAACGCGCAGAGGAAAUAUAGCCCUGAUGGCUACAGGCACCGAGAGGGACAAUGGCUCUGGGAACAUGAAAGACUCCAUCCACAGCGCGCUGAGAUCAGUGCCACGAGGGCUGACCCUGGGUCCUUCUCUAGCCAAAGAUGGACAGCUGGGUCUUUGGUGUGUUGGGCGAGUGCUAGAAAAAGGCACUCUGCUAGGUCUGGAGCAACCUGACAAAAUAAACAGGAAGGAAAAAGCUGAGGGGAUUCGACAUACAUGCCAGAAUGAAAUCUCAGAUGAAAUCUACUGGAUGAGGUUUGCCUGCGGUGCUCAAAGUGAGGAAGAGAGCAAUGUCAAUAUGCUCGAGGUGGAUGGAAAGUUAGGCCUCAGUGUCUGUCGGGACAUUCAACCAGGAACAGAACUGCUCCUCUGGAAAGAACAAGAACAAGUGGCCCUUCUUGAAAAAGAAUUCUGUGAAAAUAGUAUUACUCCAAGCAGAGAAGAAAAACAUUCUUCAGAGGCCAUCGCAUUAGAUCACCUCUCAGGCUGUGCAGAUCAAAUUAAAAGCACCACACAAAGGUAUAUAAAACCUCCAAUCAAAGAGAAAAAUCUUGUGCGGGAGUCUAGAGAAUGUAAUUCCAGUGUCCUGGAGCAGAAUGGAACAGACGAGGCACACGGGGAAGGUGAAGGUCAGCAAAGUGAUGAACGUCCUUCUAGAGAUAAGAUCCAGAACAUCAGUGAUAGUACACCACAAUCCCAGAGUUCAUCAGAACAUGUGAAGCCAGAGAGAAGCCUGAGAGCCAGCUCUCGUCUUGCUGCUAAACCUCGAAAAGUGCACUCAUCAACCAUCCGCGUCUACAAACGACAAGAUCCAAAAAACAGGUCAGACAGCAGCAGCACGAAGAAGCUCUCAGAUAACAAAGACGACAUGAUGCAGACACUGUAUGCUAAUGAGGAUUCCAACGCAGAGCAAAACAAGCAGGACUUUACUCAUUUUGUUAUCCGAGAGAGGAAGUACAAAUGUGACGAGUGUGGCAAGAGCUUCUUUCAGCUGUGCCAUCUGAAGAAACACAGAUUCACGCAUCAAAAUCAGAAGCCUUACAUGUGCACGGAAUGUGGCAAAACAUACAGUUCGCAGGAGAGCUUCCAAGCCCACCUGCUGAUGCAUCGCGGUCAGAGGCCCUUUCAGUGCCAGCACUGUGACAAAAGCUACGGCUUGAAACGCGACCUCAAGGAGCACCAGGUUCUUCACUCAGGUGAGAAACCGUUCAUCUGUGACAUCUGUGGAAAAGCUUUCGCUCGCCGGCCCUCACUGCGCGUCCACAGGGAAGUCCAUCGGGCAAAAGAGCCGGACUACCAGGCUCCCAAAGUCAAGUGUCCCGAGUGCAAUAAAGAACUGGCCAAUUCUGGUUCCUUGAGGAACCACAUGCGCCUGCACACCGGAGAACGGCCGUACGUGUGCCAGCACUGCAACAAGAGAUUCCGCCAGCGGGGCAAUCUGCUGGGACACAUGCGCAUCCACACGGGAGAGAAACCCUACAAGUGUGACCAUUGCGAACUGCGCUUCUCCCAAGUUCCUGAACUGCGCCGGCAUCUGAUCUCACACACUGGUGAGGUGUAUUUGUGUCCAGUGUGUGGUAAGGCCCUACGGGACCCUCACACGCUGCGGGCCCACGAGCGUCUGCAUUCGGGAGACAGGCCUUAUAAAUGCGCACAAUGUGGGAAAGGGUACACGAUGGCAACGAAGCUACGGCGCCACAUGAAGUCUCACUUAGAGGUGGAGCCACAUGUUUGCCAGGUGUGCGGAGCCAAAUACACAAUGAUGCAGAGUCUACAGCGGCAUCUGCAGUCCCACAAACAUCACGCAGACUCUGGCCAUGCGCUACCAACACGAGGGCGACCCAAAAGGUCGGGCCAGAAGGCAGAGGAUGAACAGGGUCGGACUGAAUGCAGUAAUUUGGAGGAGGGACAAGCUGUGGCAUACGUUCAAGCCUCAGAAGAUUUCACUAUGGUGUCUCAUCCAGAAGCUGUCAUUUUGGAUUCGGGAGUGUACCACGGUGGCACAAUUGUUUUGGAAAAAGGAGUGGAGAAGGGGCUUGAACGCAUUGAGCUCAGUGAGGAUAUGAUUGAGAUUAUUGUCUCGGAUGAAAAUACCAAGUGUAUAGUAGUGCAAGAACAGCCUACCAAGUGCAUAGAGCUUCAGGAACAGGAAGCAAAUGCUAAAUGUUUAGUUGUGCAGGAAAAUGAUGCAGGUAGUGGCUGUAUUGUAGUUCCCGAACAGGAUGCUAAUAGUUGUUUAGUCAUUUUACAAGGUCCAGAUGGUUUAAGCUCAGUGGCACAGACUGUAGAAAUAGAGACAGGGCUGUGACACUGAAGCGUCUUCAUAUUAUGUUUCACACCAAAGGAAAAACCUUUGUGAAAUAAAUGUAUAAGCUCUGUUGAAUUUAAGUAUUGCUGCUCUUUGAUUUUUAGGAGUGUUUGUGGUACAUAUCAGUAAAUAUUGACUCCUGCGCGCAGUGGACCUUGUUUCAUCACUGUUUAUACAGACAUUGUACAAGUACAUCAGCAAAACACAGCUGUUUUGGGAAAUUAGCUAAUACAAAAGGGAGUUUUAUGAUAUAUCUGUUGCAUUGAAGUUAAAAUUAUCACAUAAUUCUUGCGUUAACAGUAAAAAUGAAAUGCCAUGUUUGUACAAGAAGAACAUGCAUUACUGAUAAAUGAAAGGAUAAGCAGGACACUAACAGAGCUCUUCAGCUACAUAGAUAAGGUCAUCGUCAUUUCAUGAUGAAAGCUGUUUCCGAUAGCUUGUAAAAAAUUGCAUCUACAUUUAAUUAUUACAUAAAGAACUACAUUUAAUAAUAAAAUAUAUUUAAAGAAAUCACAGUGUAAAAUAUUUAACUUGCUUUGUGAUUUUUUUUUUUAAUUACGAAGAGCUGUCCUCAAUCAUAAAUACAAAUAGUUUGGAGAUAGGAAACUUAUCAUCUUGUUU